GGCGGGCGAGGGCUUCCGGCGGCGCGGAGGCGGCGCUGCGCGGGUCCGGGAGCGGCGGCCCCGGGAACGCAGUAGAAGUCUCUCUUCAAAUGAUCGCUGCGAUAAAACCCGGAUGUAGACGGCGAAUACAAGCACACCUGCUCUAGUUGAGUGCAAGCUCAGGGGCUCGGAGCCCCCCGGCCUGCAUCCCCGUGCUCCGGGAGGCCGCUGUGGAACCUCGAAGAGCCUCACGUCCCUGCAGACCAGUCUAGAAGCUCUGCCCCCUGCCCAGGACGAUGUCUGGAGAACUUCCGCUGAACAUCAACAUCAAGGAACCUCGAUGGGAUCAAAGCACAUUUGUGGGACGAGCCAAUCAUUUCUUCACUGUAACUGAUCCCAGGAAUAUUUUGUUAACCAACGAACAACUAGAGAAUGCAAGAAAAAUAAUACAUGAUUACAGACAAGGAAUUGUUCCUCCAGGUCUUACAGAAAACGAAUUAUGGAGGGCAAAGUACAUCUACGAUUCUGCUUUUCAUCCUGACACUGGCGAGAAGAUGAUUUUGAUAGGAAGAAUGUCAGCCCAGGUGCCAAUGAACAUGACCAUCACAGGCUGUAUGAUGACAUUUUAUAGGACCACGCCGGCUGUGCUGUUCUGGCAGUGGAUUAACCAGUCCUUCAACGCCGUGGUCAAUUACACCAACAGAAGUGGAGACGCGCCCCUCACUGUAAAUGAAUUGGGAACGGCUUAUGUUUCUGCAACAACGGGUGCUGUGGCAACAGCUCUAGGACUCAAUGCAUUGACCAAGCACGUCUCACCACUCAUCGGACGUUUUGUUCCCUUUGCUGCGGUGGCUGCUGCUAAUUGCAUUAAUAUUCCAUUAAUGAGACAAAGGGAACUCAAAGUUGGCAUUCCUGUCACCGAUGAAAAUGGGAACCGCCUGGGCGAGUCGGCAAAUGCUGCCAAACAAGCCAUCGCACAGGUAGUCAUCUCCAGGAUUCUCAUGGCAGCCCCAGGCAUGGCUAUCCCUCCAUUUAUCAUGAACACUUUGGAAAAGAAAGCCUUUCUAAAGGUAAGCCCCAAUUCUGUUGAUCAUUGUCUCACUCUUUCAAUUCACUUUCAGACUUCAAACUAUACAGAUAUUUCCUCCUACAUAAGUACUGAGUAAAGAAUUCGGGGGCUGGUUACAUUUGCUCACUUAUGCAAAUAAAAAGAUGUUUCCAGAAACAUUUUGUUUCUAAUCUCAGAUAGUUGAAAAAGCUCUCAUAAAUGCAGACUGCUCCCCACUUCUGUUGAGAAGUUGUCCCGCAGGUACAUGCUUAGCUUAGUCAUCAACUGGAUGCUUCGCUAGCUAACAAUGAAGAGGUGGUGUGAAUUUGGAAUUCCAUGUUUAUAACUCUCUAUACAUACUAUCAGAAAUGAAGAAAUAAUAUGGAGUAGUAGCUUCAUGGAACACUGAAUUUAGUAUCCUGAUGUAUUUUUCUUUGGUGAUCUUAUCUAAUGAUUCAUUAAUCUAGCAGCUGCCUCCCCUCAAGGUCUAAAAAUAUUACAGGAUGAAUUUGUAACCAAGGAAUGUCCAUGCACUGUAUACAUUCUUUCUGCAUUGCUUUUUGUAGUUUCCAUGAUUUAAUACAAUAGUAUUUAUCCUUCACGUUAGUUUUCCAAUUCUUGUAACAAGUAGGAGACAGUGGCGUAGGGUGACUCAUUGGGCUCAUGCUGUUUGGGAAGUGACACCAUUAGAUCUGCCAGGAGAAAUGGGUCAGGCUCCUCGCUGGAGGGGCAGCUGUGUUGUGGUGAAGACCACAGCUCCCUUGGAGUGAAUUGUUUUCAGUCUUAGAACCGUGCCAUCGAUGGGACACUAGAGCUUUGAAAAAAGGACAUAGUUCUCAGACCAAGCCCUUCCUGAAUGAUUUCAGUGAUUGAGAAAAUUCUAAAUGUCAACAGGUGUGUUCAUGAAGCUGUAACCCUCCCUGUGGGCCGCAGAUGGAAAACUAAGGCCAACACUAAGUCAACACUUCCUAAACACUCUUAGUACAAUCACAUUUUUCGAAAAAUAAGCUAAGAAGUUUGCUAUGAAGAAACAGUGCUGUCGAGCAUCUCAUUUGACUGACACACCCAGGUUGUUACGUGUUAAUGCACCAACCCCGUGGGAGUGAAAAGGGCCCCUCUCUGCAGCGCCCCCUCCUAUUGUCUCUUGGAAACGUUAGGAAUCUGGAAGCCUCACAUUCCAUGAGCUUCCUCCUGUUGCAGUCUUACACAACACUAUGAAGUGUUAGGUAGAGCGUCACAGUGGCUCUGCAUUGACCGAAUGGUCCCAGUGCUCCUUGUCCUCAUAGGGAAUCCAGAGACCCCUGGGCUACCCCAGGAAGCUACACCCUCAAAAACCCUCUGAGUCUCCAUCCAUCUCCUUUGUGGGUUUUUGACAGCCUUCGUUGUAAGAUUAAGCAGAAAUACAAAGCAGUUACGUGUAUUUAAGCGGUAAAGCUAUUAGUGUGGACCAACAUGUAACUGUGCCUUGUUUUACAUGUUACCUACUUCGUAGCUCUUGUUCUGAUGAUUCUUGAAAAAGUUUUCCAAAGUCAUUUUCUGCUGCAAGGUUUCGAAAAGAUACAUCUAACCUCCGCCUCCCACUGAAUUUAAGCAAAAGCAGGUUUUUUAAAGCAAGACCAGAUUUCUGGGUAGGUACAGGGCUUGGAAACCGUCAUCUUACCAUGUUAGUUUGUCUGACGUGAAAGUGACAGCUUUUACGAAAGAAGAGAAGUAACAGGUUUUGCGAAAGAAGAGGGGUAAAUGCGGAUCAUUGCACCCAUAGGAUAGCAGGGUUCCAAUUGCGUGAAUUUGCAGGUGACUGUGAAAGCAGUGAGGAGGCCGCAUGCCCACUGUGGAGGCUUCCCCAUUCCUUUCUCUCUGCCUCUCAGAGCCACCCAGCGCCCAGGUAGCAGAGGGGUCCAGCAGCUGGGCUCUGGAGCAGAGGCUCUGAAUCUUGCCUCUUGCCACUGCUGCUGGGACGUUAUUCUGUGGUGUCUAGCUCCAGCCUGUGGAUGUUGGGCACACUCUGGCUGCUAACAUGUGUCCUGAUCAUGGCUUGGGAUUCCAGAAAUUCUCUAAGAAAGUCUACAAUUGUACCUACAUUAACGCUGAAAAGUUAGGUCACCGGGGAAAACUUGAUUCUCCCGAUUCAGGCGUUCCUUCGAACUCCUGGGAGCUCAGUGCUGUUGGCAGAGUUGCCGCAGUUACUCUAAUCUCUCAGUGACAAACACUGAAUAGAAGACAUAGUUGGUCACACUGCAUAAUUUUCUUGCUGUGACAGACAGAAAUUGCUAUAGACACAGCCUGGCAUUUUCUUACAUGAAGGAACCAGCAAAUGAUACAAGCGGUUAGCUACCAUUGCCACACUCUCCUAGGCUUUUUCACAAUAAUAAGUGAAUACAUCUUUUGUUUUCCUUCCUCGUGUUAGUUUGCGGUUUUUAGCUUUGCUUGAUACCGUACCCUUCAGUAAUAAUUUGGAGAUGUGCCAUCUUGCUUCCCUUUCCCAAAGAAGCCCUCUGCCUGCCCCGGCCCACCCCCCCAGAGCCAGAAGGGGCCACUGGCUGUAGAACCUCCGUGACAAGGUUGGGAGGAAGGAUCAGAGUAGCUGGUGCGUGAGUCCGAGUGCCUCGCUAGCUGCAGGGGGUCUGGCUGGAGCUAUACUCCACAGCUCAGUGGAGGAUGUUGCUUUGAAAACGUAGCAGCUAAAUGUUGUUGAGCUCCUCAUACACACGUACCACUCCCAAGUUCGUGGUUGCCGUUACACUGAAAUACGGCAUUCUGCCCAUGUGGAGAAGACCGUAAGACUUAAUUGAUAGUGUAGCCAUUACAAAAACAUAGGCAGAGUCGGCUUAUAUUAACUUCCAUAUGUUUCCAUCUCCAAAGCAUUUUCACGUGCUAUUUUGAAAGGCAGGCUUUCCCGAGCGCCCUUACAAAGUCCCGGAGACGGUCCUCGGUGGCUCAGAAUGUCCACGUGGGUGGCGUCUGCCUCGGUCGGCUCGGCUCUCUGGUUGUUCCCAUAGCUCUGGAGGCCACAUGUGCCUCUGCAAGGAUGUAAUUAUCUGGGCUUUUACCUUGGGCGUGACCCAACUCGUCUGCAAACACAAGGCCGAUUGAACAUUCUUGGCUUUUUAAGUGGGGAGCCUGGGGAGCUUUCGGCAUGACUCAUCCUUCCCCUCCGCCUUAUCUUUGCCCAAGUGCAGUGCUGGAAGAAAGCAGCAGCUGCAGGCAGGUGGCUCACGGCAAUCUGUGCAGUAAACCAAAAAGUUCACUGCCUGAAAUCUGGUACUUCAGAACAGUCUUCAGGAAGAAGAGCUCCUGUGGUCUCCUUACCUUGCUGGCACUCUCACUGGGAACAAAACUGAUAUGGUUUGGGUGAGAGAACAGUUCCUCAUUCCUUAGGUUCUAGUUCUCUGUCCCUAUAAUAAAGGUAGGCCGCUCCGCCUACUCGGUAGGUUGUCAGGAUUGUCUGCUAAUUGAGUGUGAAUGUAGCAUUUCUUUGUUCAUUCAUUCAUUUAUUCAGCAGCCCUUUGCUGAAUGCCUUGCAUGCCAAGCAACAUGCUAGUGCUGGAGUCAUAGAACAGGGCUUGAGCCCUGCUCUCAGGGGCCUUAUAGCACAGUGAUGGGAAGAGGCACAGGGAGUGGCUCCGAUGCACGGUGUCUACAGCACAGGGCUCAGAGCAAGUAGUGGAGGCGUCUCCCCCGACUGCAGGAGAGGGCAGAGACUUGAAGAGGUCCGGCCAAUGGCACAUGCUCUGCAGAAGCUCAAAGGGGAGACAGAGCAUGGCUUGUAGGGAGACUUGUGGAUGGUCAGGUCCUAGGAUGUGGGCCAUGUGUAGGAAAUUGACUGUAGCAUAUAUAAAAGUUAAUUUCCAAUGAUUCAUAGACUGCAAAUGUAAAAAUCUACAAUUGUCAAACUGCUAGAAGAAAAUAUACUAGAACAUCUUUGAGACCUAGAGUUAGGCAAAGGUUUCUUAGACACAACCAUAGUAACAUAGUACAUAAAAGAAAAAUUGACAAAUUGGACUCCAUCAAAAUGUUAAAAUUCUGAUGUUUGAAAACUACAAAGAAAAUGGAAAGACAAGAAACAGACUGCGAGAAAAUUUAUGUAAAGCAUGUAUCUGAUAAAGGAGCUGCAUCCAGGAUGUGUAAAGAGCCCUCAACACUCGUUCAAAAAAACAGCUCAAUAAACAGAUGGGCAAAGUGUUUGAACAGACAUUUAACCAAAUAUAUGCAGUUUUCAAAUAAGCACGUGAAAAGAUGCUCAGUAUCUUUAGUCAUUGGGGAAAUUCACGUUAAAACCACAUUAGCUACCACUCAACCUAUUGGAAUGGCUAAAAUUAAAAAGACUGACUAUAACAAGUGUUGUGGAGGAUGCAGAGGAACUGGUACUCUUGUCUUCUGCUAAUGGAGCUGUAAAAUGGCACAACCACUUUGGAAAAUAAUCUGGCAGUUCCUUAAAAGGUUAAACAUAUGCUUACCAUGUGAUGCGGCCCUUUCACUUCUAGGUAUUUACCUGGGAGAAAUGAGAGCAUGUGUCCAGAAAAGACAGACCUUCACAGCGGCUUUAUUUGCAGGAAAGACUGGAAACAACCCAGAUGUUCUUAGCAGGAGAGUGGAUUAUCAAAUUGUGGUACAUGCACACAAUGGAAUACCCAACUCAGCAGGGAAAAGCAAUGAACUGUUGACACAUGCAGCAACAUGAAUGAGUCUCAAAAGAAUUAUACAACAGAGUAGAUGCUCUAUCUAAAAUCCCAGAAAAUAUAAACUAAUUUAUAGAUCAGAGGUGGCCAGGGAAUGGGGUGCAGGGUUUAAGGGAGAGGGUGGAAUUGCCAAGGGCACAAGGAACAAAGAAAGCCUUAGGGAUGAUGGCUAUGUCCGUCAGCUAGAUUGUGGUGAUGGCUUCACAGUGGAAUACCUAUGUCAAAACUUAUACUCUGCACAUUAAAUAUGUGCAGUUUAUCAUCAGUCAAUAAAACUAUUGGAAAAAA
Messenger RNA from Equus caballus (horse), 5994 nucleotides. NCBI's taxonomy places the organism in Eukaryota, Metazoa, Chordata, Mammalia, Perissodactyla, Equidae. The record is from RefSeq and is a predicted model, not a curated record.